Anneissia japonica is the source of this 1394-nucleotide messenger RNA. RefSeq names its product alpha-N-acetylgalactosaminidase-like. NCBI's taxonomy places the organism in Eukaryota, Metazoa, Echinodermata, Crinoidea, Comatulida, Comatulidae. Gene Ontology annotation, molecular function: alpha-galactosidase activity. The annotation marks the transcript as partial. Gene Ontology annotation, biological process: oligosaccharide metabolic process; glycosylceramide catabolic process; glycoside catabolic process. Gene Ontology annotation, cellular component: cytoplasm. The record is from RefSeq and is a predicted model, not a curated record. The transcript is spliced from 2 exons.
UUGAUCAUUGGAGACUUUUCAUUAAGUGUUGAGCAAGCCAAGGCUCAGAUGGCAAUGUGGUCAAUCUUAGCUGCUCCUCUGCUCAUGUCUAAUGACCUUAGAACCAUAUCCCCUGAAUUCAGAGAGAUUCUUCUUAACAAGGAAGUGAUUAAAAUAAACCAAGAUCCAAAAGGGCAAAUGGGGAAGCGUGUCUUGCAAACAAAGUCACAUAUGGAGGUAUGGACACGAGAGCUAUCAUCAAAUUCAUUGGCUGCUGUUAUCUUUAGUCGCAGUCAGAGCAUGCCUGCUAUUUUUGAGACCACACUAGAAACUCUGAAGUUUUCUGCACCAAAGGGUUAUGACUUGUUUGAUAUCACUGAUAACAAACCCCUGGGACACUUCUUUCUCAAUGAAACACUAGCCAUUAAAGUCAACCCUAAUGGUGCUGUCAUGUUUAAGGCCACACCCACAACUUAGAGUUUAUUAAAAUACUUGAACAAGGGAUGUGGUCUACUCCAUCCCAUCCUGAGGUCUAAUUUUUUCAAAAUUAUAAAAAUUUUAGUUUAAUUUUUAAAAUUGUGCUUUUAUUCAAAUGAAUUAAUUUGGUAGUAAUGUAAUUUUUUUAUGAAUGUUAUUAAAAUGAAGUCCCUUCUGAUUUGUAUAGUUAUCCCCAAUUUCUUUUGAAUUCAAUAUUUCUGCCCUGUAUGCAUACCUGUAAGCCUAUGUCAUAAUGUAGGGUUGCUGUACUUUAGACAAGUUGAUAUUUAGCAAUAGGAGUUUAUUGGUUUAGACACAGCAUUUCCUUAGGGUAAGUGAUAGGGCAUGCAAAUUUGAGCAGUAUUUGACAGAUGUAAUAAUAUUAAGCAAAUCCAACAGAAUUAGUAUUUGUUUAUUUUAACACUAUUAAGAUAUGGAAACUGAAUUAGUUAUAGUUGUUAUACUAUGUAAAUAUAUAAAUUUCCAAUGUCAAUACUAUUUUACAUUUUUUCAGUCUUUCAGCUAAAACCACAAGGUUUAUAAUACAAAAAGAAUAUUCAAUUAUCUUGAUAUCUUGUACUUAAGAGCAUUAUCUACUAGAAUAACAAGCUGAAUGUGCCUUCUUAUACCUUUUGACUCUUGUUCUUGUUAAUUAUACAUUUAUAUUUUGAAUAAUUUUAUAUUUAUGAUCAGAAGUCAAAGAGAAUAGAUCAAUGAUUAAACAAGUAAUUUCCAUUUAACUUUCUUAAAUACAGUAUAUAAAUGAGGCAAAUUACAUUAUUUAAUAGUAUUUUUAGCUUGGACAGACAGUUCAUCUUUAAUAAUGACAGACUAAACAGUUCCCAUUUUUAUUGAUUUCUAAACAAAAAUCAUGAAAUUAAUAUAGUAUAUAACAGAUGUGAAUAGCAAUAUUAAUAAACUAAAGAUUCAGACCUAAA